This is a messenger RNA of Schistocerca americana (American grasshopper), 708 nucleotides long. Its product is annotated as seminal metalloprotease 1-like. Gene Ontology annotation, molecular function: metalloendopeptidase activity; zinc ion binding. Bases 1 to 708 code for a protein of 235 amino acids. Gene Ontology annotation, biological process: proteolysis. The transcript has 6 exons. NCBI's taxonomy places the organism in Eukaryota, Metazoa, Arthropoda, Insecta, Orthoptera, Acrididae. The record is from RefSeq and is a predicted model, not a curated record.
AUGGUCACCCAGACUUGCGACCUCAAAUUCUGCUCUGUGGUUGUAAAACCACCCAGUGUCAUGUUAGAAUUUUGCCCAUAUGUAAGUUACAGUUGCUACUACAGCUAUUUGUUUGUAGCUAUAUUUAGUAAGCUGCAAUCAUUAGGUUGUGAUCAGUAUGCUAGUUUGGUAGUUAGUUUUGCAGCUUUUUUUAUGCAAAACUUCCAUUUGAGUGUUCUGAGUAUUUUAUACAAAAAUUGCAUCAGCAAAACAAACUUCUGUCUUCCCAAAUUUAAAAAUAUUGAAAUGACUGAAGAGGAACAUAUAUAUACACAAAGUUACAAUCUGUUCAGAAUCAUAAUUUUUCAUAAGGAACGAAAUGAUGAACUUUGUACUGCAGCAAAGAAGGAAGAAAAUAUGGUUACUGAAGCCAUGGAGGGUAUUGAAAAUAAAACAUGUGUCAAAUUCACAAAGCAGGAGAAGCAGAAGCAAUAUAUUUUCUUGACGAAAAAGAGAGAUGGGUGUUAUUCAAUGGUUGGCUAUCGUGCAACAGCUCAAGCUCAUACAUUGAAUUUACAGUCCCCAGAAUGUUUUGAUCAGGUGGGAACAAUUCAGCAUGAACUUCUACAUGUACUGGGUUUACUUCAUGAGCAAGCAAGACCUGACAGAGAUGAUUUUGUGAAGAUUUACUGGGACAAUAUGGAUAAGGGAAGGCUGGGUUAUAUUUGA